AUGGUGCAGGGAAAACAAUUAAAACCUUCAAAAUAUGGAAAACCAUUCAAAAUCAAUCGUGGCGUUAACAAAUCUAAGAAAAUUAUCAAGGAAUCUUCGUCAUCAAGUAAUAUAAAAGAUUCAGUUGAAGUAAACAAAGGUGAAAUAUCAAAGGAAGUUGUAGGAGAGUGCAAAAGUGGAUCGAAUGUUGGGAUUAAAGAAGAAACAAAAGAAUUAAAUGUUGAAGUUAAAGAGACAGAUAUUACUUUCAAUCAAACAGCUAAAUUAGCAACCACCACCAUCAUUAUUAUUACUACUACUGAAAUGGUCGUUGAGCAGGGAACAACUAAAAUAAUAACUAGUUCAUAA
Molecule: messenger RNA, 348 nt
Organism: Ambispora leptoticha
Lineage: Eukaryota; Fungi; Glomeromycota; Glomeromycetes; Archaeosporales; Ambisporaceae
Source: the annotation of a GenBank genome assembly